GGGACUAAGGCUCCUCGGGCAUUAUUACAGACACACAGAGCUGACCGCAAUGACAGCAGCUGCUCCUUUGAACUGUUGGCAGCAGCCAAGCGGCAGCAUGAAGUGAGAGAUCACUCCUGAGCUCAAGAUGAACUCUACCUUGGAUGGUAAUCAGAGCAGCCACCCUUUUUGCCUCUUGGCAUUUGGCUAUUUGGAAACUGUCAAUUUUUGCCUUUUGGAAGUAUUGAUUAUUGUCUUUCUAACUGUGUUGAUUAUUUCUGGCAACAUUAUUGUGAUUUUUGUAUUUCACUGUGCACCUUUGUUGAACCACCAUACUACAAGUUAUUUUAUCCAGACUAUGGCAUAUGCUGACCUCUUGGUUGGGGUAAGCUGCCUGGUCCCUUCUUUAUCACUCCUCCACUACCCGCUUCCAGUAGAGGAGUCCUUGACUUGCCAGGUAUUUGGUUUUGUAGUAUCAGUUCUGAAGAGUGUCUCCAUGGCCUCUCUGGCCUGUAUCAGCAUCGAUAGAUAUAUUGCCAUCACUAAGCCUCUAACCUAUAAUACCCUGGUUACGCCCUGGAGACUGCGUCUGUGUAUUUUCCUGAUUUGGCUAUACUCCACCCUGGUCUUCCUGCCUUCCUUUUUCCACUGGGGCAAACCUGGAUAUCAUGGAGAUGUGUUUCAGUGGUGUGCGGAGUCCUGGCACACCGACCCCUACUUCACCCUGUUCAUCGUGAUGAUGUUAUAUGCCCCAGCAGCCCUCAUUGUGUGCUUCACCUAUUUCAACAUCUUCCGCAUCUGCCAACAGCACACAAAGGAAAUCAGCGAAAGGCAAGCCCGCUUCAGCAGCCAGAGUGGGGAGACUGGGGAGGUGCAGGCCUGUCCUGAUAAGCGCUAUGCCAUGGUCCUGUUCCGAAUUACUAGUGUAUUUUACAUCCUCUGGUUGCCAUACAUCAUCUACUUCUUACUGGAGAGCUCCACUGGCCACAGCAACCGCUUCGCAUCCUUCUUGACCACCUGGCUUGCUAUUAGUAAUAGUUUCUGCAACUGUGUCAUUUAUAGUCUUUCCAACAGUGUCUUCCAAAGGGGACUAAAGCGCCUCUCAGGGGCCAUGUGUACUUCUUGUGCAAGUCAGAUGAUAGCUAAGGACCCUUACACAGUUAGGAGCAAAGGCCCCCUUAAUGGAUUUCAUGUCUAAAGUGGUUCAGAUAUUGGGUCACUGUGUGUUGUGUGUGUGUGUGUGUGUGUGUGUGUGUGUCUUUUUUAUCUUUUUGUAUUUUUAGUUCACUGGGAAAUAUGGGACAAAAUAGUUUGACUCUAAGCAAUAGUUAAACAAAUGAUCCAACCAAAAUACCUUUUAAGUUUGCAGAAAUGAUUUUUUUUGAUGCUUUCGAAUGAGAAGAAUCAGGACCAUGAAGAUAAAUUGCUCUUGGUUCCAAUUUCCAUAAUGUCAUGGAAAUGACUGUAUUUCUCAGACUUAAAAUGAAUAAAGCCAUAUCUAACACCUCUCUCCAGCUGGCAUGACUGAACCUGGGUGUGAAAAGCGUCAGCAUUUUUAAAAGU
Molecule: messenger RNA, 1542 nt
Organism: Balaenoptera ricei (Rice's whale)
Lineage: Eukaryota; Metazoa; Chordata; Mammalia; Artiodactyla; Balaenopteridae
Gene: GPR21
Product: G protein-coupled receptor 21
Exons: 1
Coding region: 128-1177 (349 amino acids)
Biological process (GO): G protein-coupled receptor signaling pathway
Cellular component (GO): membrane
Molecular function (GO): G protein-coupled receptor activity
Source: RefSeq, a predicted model, not a curated record